Sphaeramia orbicularis (orbiculate cardinalfish) is the source of this 2412-nucleotide messenger RNA. It is a transcript of the gene slc7a14b, whose product is annotated as solute carrier family 7 member 14b. The record is from RefSeq and is a predicted model, not a curated record. Gene Ontology annotation, biological process: transmembrane transport; amino acid transport. Bases 1 to 2274 code for a protein of 757 amino acids. The transcript is spliced from 7 exons. Gene Ontology annotation, molecular function: amino acid transmembrane transporter activity. Gene Ontology annotation, cellular component: plasma membrane. Lineage: Eukaryota; Metazoa; Chordata; Actinopteri; Kurtiformes; Apogonidae.
AUGGCGUCAUGGUUGGGUCGGUUGUCCUUGGGCGACGCCUGGUACCACAUGUCGUCCCGGCUGUUGAGGACCAAACCCGUGGGCGCCAUGGCCCACGACGCCAACGACCUGACCGACAUGGCAGAAGGGUCGGCGGUCGGACUCGCCAAAGUCCUGACCACUGUGGACCUGGUGUCACUCGGCGUGGGCAGCUGCGUCGGCACGGGGAUGUAUGUGGUCGCCGGGUUGGUUGCCAAGGCGAUGGCUGGGCCCGGAGUCAUCCUGUCCUUCAUCAUCGCGGCGGUGGCGUCGGUCCUGUCAGGUGUGUGUUACGCAGAGUUUGGCGUUCGAGUCCCUAAGACGACUGGCUCCGCCUACACCUACAGCUACGUGACGGUUGGGGAGUUUGUGGCGUUCUUCAUCGGCUGGAACCUGAUCCUGGAGUAUCUGAUCGGCACGGCAGCAGGGGCGUCGGCGCUCAGCAGCAUGUUCGACUCCCUAGCCAAUCACAGCAUCAGUAACUACAUGAUCACACACCUGGGCACGCUCAGAGGCCUCGGUAAAGGCGAGGACACGUACCCGGACCUUCUGGCGCUGUUCAUUGCCCUCCUGGUCACGGUGAUCAUCGCUCUCGGUGUGCGGAACUCGGUGGGUUUCAACAACGUCCUCAACGUGGUCAACCUGGUGGUCUGGGUCUUCAUGAUCAUCGCCGGGCUCUUCUUCAUCACUGCCAGAAACUGGGAGGGCGGUCGCUUCCUGCCCUACGGCUGGUCAGGGGUGAUGCAGGGCGCGGCUACUUGUUUCUACGCGUUCAUUGGCUUCGACAUCAUUGCAACAACAGGAGAGGAGGCGAAAAACCCCAACACGUCCAUCCCAUAUGCCAUCACCGCCUCGCUGGUCACCUGUCUCACCGCCUACGUGUCGGUCAGUGUGAUCCUGACUCUCAUGGUUCCGUACAACCUGAUCGACGGCUCGGCUCCUCUCAUGGAGAUGUUUGCCGACCACGGCUUCGUCUGGGGGAAGUACGUGGUGGCCAUGGGCUCCAUAGCAGGACUGACGGUGUCUCUGCUGGGCUCCCUGUUCCCCAUGCCCCGGGUCAUCUACGCCAUGGCCCGAGACGGACUGCUGUUCAGGUUCCUGUCCCAUGUGUCUGCGUUGACCCACACCCCGGCUGUGGCCUGUGUGGUGUCGGGGACUCUGGCGGCCAUUCUGGCUCUGCUGGUCAGUCUGAGGGACCUGAUUGAGAUGAUGUCCAUCGGGACCCUGCUGGCCUACACCCUGGUCAGCGUCUGCAUCCUCUUACUGCGCUAUCAGCCCGACGAACAGACCGACACCCACCAGUAUGGGGAUGAUGUGGAUGGCCUGAAGCACCAGGAUGUCGGCGCCAGCGACACCAAAGACGACCAGAUGCUGAUCGAUGGGGCGGAUGGUGAUGGCUCGUCCUCGUACCACACAGGUGGGAACCAGGGGGAGGGCGACGACUCCCAGUUUCACACAGGCCACGCCUCUCUGCUGAAGAGGCUUCUGGGAGGUCACUACUACACCCUGAGGAUGCGGCUGGGAAUGCCCGAUGCAUCCGCACGGCCGACCCCUACCACCGGUCGCACGGUCACCCGAUGCACUCUCCUCCUCUUCCUCAUGUCCUUCCUCCUCUGGUCCACCAUCAUCUUCGGCGUCGAGCAGGGAUCAGGCGUCGGAGCGGCAUUUUCAGGAAUCACCGCCGCACUGAUGGCCGGAUCGAUGGCCAAGUUGAUGAUUACAAUCCUGCAGCAGCCGGAGAGUCCACGACGUCUGCCUUACAUGGCGCCAUGUGUGCCCUUUGUUCCAGCGGCGGCCAUAUUGGUCAACACCUACCUCAUGCUCAAACUGUCUCCUCUCACCUGGAUCCGAUUCACCAUCUGGUGCAUCAUUGGUCUGCUCAUCUAUACGUGUUACGGCAUCUGGAACAGCACGUUAGAGCUGAACGCCCGCGAACAGCAGGCUCACGCCAGCUCCUACCAGCGCUACGACGACCACCUCGACGACACCUUCUCCCCCGACGACGAUCUUUACCCCCAGGACCAGGACGACAGACCCUACCAGGGCUGGUCUGCACCGGAGGAGAGGGGAUACCACUACCAACAGCACCAACAGCAGUACGACCAGGACCAGAACCAGGACCAGGACCAGUAUGAGGAGGAGGAGGAGGAUGGGGACCAGUACGGGUACCAGUCUGGACCAGGAGGCCAGUAUUCGAGCAAAGGCACUUCGAGAGGGAGGACCAAUCACGGUUUUUUUGCAGAUGACGAGGACUGAGAGCAGCAGGUUUCCUCAGAGAAUCGAACUGUAAAAGUGCCUUUGUUAAAUCCAAGACACAAAGUCGUAUCAGCAGGUUUGAUGUUGAUGUUUAUGAUGAUGGACGUGAGGACGGUGGACGACACGAGUGUUUAAUGC